Molecule: messenger RNA, 930 nt
Organism: Papaver somniferum (opium poppy)
Lineage: Eukaryota; Viridiplantae; Streptophyta; Magnoliopsida; Ranunculales; Papaveraceae
Product: glycine-rich cell wall structural protein 1.8-like
Exons: 1
Coding region: 49-768 (239 amino acids)
Source: RefSeq, a predicted model, not a curated record
CACCGAUUUAUCAUACACAUUCUCUUCUGUCUAAUAUUAGCUUAAGAAAUGGCUUUUCAUAAGAGAAUAACGACCGUUGUUUUCAUUCUGUUAGUAGCGUUGAGCAUCUGUUCUGCUGCUAGAAAUCUCCUUACUAUUCCUCCCGAGGAAGAAGCUGGCUUAGCUUUUCAUUCUCGUCCAGCUGGAGUUGGAUUAGUAGGAGAACAUGGAGCAGGAUAUGGUGCUGGUGGUGGAGAAGGUGGAGGUGCAGGUUAUGGAGCUGCUGGUGGUGGAGGUAGUGGUGGAGGAGGCGGUUCAGGAUAUGGUGCUGGUGGAGAACAUGGUGCCGGGUAUGGUGCCGGAAGUGGUAGUGGUGGGGGUGCUGGAUAUGGUGCUGGAGGUGAACAUGGCGGUGGUGUGGGUGGCGGCGGUGGUAGUGGAGGUGGUGGUGGUUAUGGUGCUGGUGGAGCUCAUGGUGGUGGUUAUGGAAGUGGAGGAGGAGCCGCUGGUGGUUCCGGUUAUGGUGCUGGAGGUGAGCAUGGUGCCGGUGGUGGUGGCGGUAGCGGAAGUGGUGGUGGAUAUGGUGCUGGAGGAGAUCUCGGUGCAGGAUACGGUAGUGGAGGUGGAGCCGGUGGAGGUGCAGGCGGUGGUAGCUCUGGAGGAGCGCAUGGUGGUGGAUACGGAGGAGGUGGUGGUUCUGGGUAUGCCUCGGGAGGUGAACAUGGAGGUGCCUAUGGUAGUGGUGGUGGAAGUGGUGAAGGGAGUGGCCAUGGUGGUGGUGGCUACUAAAUUAUACUACUAUUAUGACAAAAAUAUCAUCCCUGUUAUUAAAUUAAUUGGCGAAACAAAGAAAGGACUGUUAAUCAUAUUACCAGUUAAUUAAUUAUGAAUGGUUUCUAAUACUAUCAAUUUAUAUAAAAUAAAUUUGAGCUAAAAGAGCACAUUAAAGUA